AUGUUUACUGGGGCUGCUCGCGCCUGGUUUGACAGCCUCCCGCCUGGAAAAAUCAGUUCGUGGGUUGAUUUCAGAACACUGUUUGUAAACCACUUCAGCCAACAAAGAUGUUACCAGCGUGACACAGCCGAGGUAACAGACAUUUGGCGUAUAGAGAACGAAGGAUUGGAAGACUUCAUCACUCGCUUUAACAAGAAGUGUUUGGAAAUCGAUGGUGUAAGUGAACAACUCAUGCGCGCUCACUUCAAGAAAGCCAUUCGCUGUGAUAGCCUCAUCAGGACUAUCACUGGAAAAGAUGGAAUGCCCAAAGAAUGGGAUAAGCUCAUGGAGGCUGCGAAAAUAGUUGCCCAAACUGAAGAGUCAUUGGCCGGUAACAAGAACUCUUACACUGAGGAUCGAUUUUCCAAGGGAAGCUCGCGUGAUAACAACAAGCGCAAUAAGAACAAAGGUCAUGAUUGGAAAUCCGGAAAACCAAGGGGUUACGAGGAGAGACCGUGCUAUAGAGAAGAUGCGCGAGAAACGAUUGACAGAAUUGGGUAUCGGAAAGCAGUCAGGGAUGAUAACCGAGAAAAACACUGGACUCCGCUCAUAAAAACACCAAAAGAGGUGCUGAUGACGGAGAACCACGACUUCAAGGCUCCAAGGCCUAUGACGAACAAGAAGGGUCAAGACCCGAACUUGUACUGCGAUUUUCACAAGGAUACAGGCCAUCUUACAGAUGACUGUAUCAGCUUACGUCAAGAGAUCGAGAAAGCGCUAAAAAGCGGAAAGCUAAGCCACCUGGUGAAAAACGUGCGUAAAGAAACACGCCAGAUCUAG
This is a messenger RNA of Helianthus annuus (common sunflower), 819 nucleotides long. RefSeq lists its product as uncharacterized. Lineage: Eukaryota; Viridiplantae; Streptophyta; Magnoliopsida; Asterales; Asteraceae. The coding region runs from base 1 to 819 and encodes 272 amino acids. The transcript has a single exon. The record is from RefSeq and is a predicted model, not a curated record.